Molecule: messenger RNA, 2578 nt
Organism: Galeopterus variegatus (Sunda flying lemur)
Lineage: Eukaryota; Metazoa; Chordata; Mammalia; Dermoptera; Cynocephalidae
Gene: MIER2
Product: mesoderm induction early response 1, family member 2
Exons: 13
Coding region: 85-1620 (511 amino acids)
Biological process (GO): negative regulation of transcription by RNA polymerase II
Cellular component (GO): nucleoplasm
Molecular function (GO): transcription corepressor activity; histone deacetylase binding
Source: RefSeq, a predicted model, not a curated record
UCCUCGCUGGGGAGGCAGAGUCCUCGCGUGGCCUCCUGCCUGUGCCCCGGGGAGCCCGGCUUGCAGACAACAGCAGUGUUGUCCAUGAGCUCUGCAGACCAUCAGUUCAGCCUCGCAGAGAUCCUGUCGCAGGAGUACAGCCUCCGCCAGGAGUGCGAGGCGGCCUCUAGGUGCCCGGGCCAGCGCGAGGAAGAGCUGGAGAAGGACUUCAUCUCUCAGAGCAGCGACAUGCCCCUUGAUGAGCUGCUUGCCCUCUACGGCUACGAGGCCUCAGACCCCAUCCCUGAGCGGGAAAGUGAGGGCAGCGAUGUGGCCUCCAACCUGCCGGACAUGACCCUGGACAAGGAACAGAUAGCGAAGGAUUUGCUUUCAGGGGAGGAAGAGGAAGAGACGCAGUCCUCAGCCGAUGACCUCAGCCCGUCUGUGACCUCCCAUGAGGCCUCUGAUCUUUUCCACAACCAGAGUGGAUCCCAUUUCCUGGCUGACCAAGACAAAGGUCCCAACUCAUCUGCCUCCUCCGACACUGAGGAGGACUCCCUUCCUGCCAACAAGUGUAAGAAGGAGAUCAUGGUUGGGCCUCAGUUCCAAGCCGAUCUCAGCAACCUGCACUGGAGCCGGCACGGAGAGAAGAUCUAUGAGAAUGAAGACCAGCUACUCUGGGACCCCAACGUGCUCCCUGAGCAGGAGGUGGAGGAGUUCCAGUACAGGGCAGUGAAGCGGCACUGGCACGAGAUGGCUGGGCCCCAGCUCCCAGCGGGAGAGGCAGUGAAGGACAGUGAGCAGGCGCUGUACGAGCUGGUGAAGUGCAACUUCAAUGCCGAGGAGGCCCUGCGCAGGCUGCGGUUCAACGUGAAGGUGAUGCGAGAUGGGCUCUGCGCCUGGAGCGAGGAGGAAUGCAGGAACUUUGAGCACGGCUUCCGCGUGCAUGGGAAGAACUUCCACCUGAUCCAGGCCAACAAGGUGCGCACACGGUCGGUGGGCGAGUGCGUGGAGUACUACUACCUGUGGAAGAAGUCGGAGCGUUACGACUACUUUGCCCAGCAGACGCGGUUGGGCCGGAGGAAGUACGUCCCAUCUGGAACCACGGACACAGACCAGGACCUGGAUGGUAGCGACCCCGAGGGCUCCAGCCGCCCCCGCCCCGAGCAGGAUCCCCUAAUGGGGAUGCAUGCAGAGCCGCCGAGUGUGGAUGGCACAGCUGGGGAUCCCAGCGAGCCCAGAGUGGGCUCCGAUGGCCUUCCAUCACUGGAGCCAGGGCCCUGUCCAUUCCAGCAGCUGGACGAGCCUCCCGUGCCCCUGCCCCGGCGGCCCCCAGCCCUGGGUGACCUGGCCUCAUACCCCUCGGCGGCCACUGCGGAGUCAGGCACAAGCCCGAGGCUGGCUGUGGACUUCACCGUGCCUGGGCCCCUGCCCGAGGAGCUGCCAGUCCUGUCCAGCCGUGUGGAUCUGAACGGGGUCACCACAGAGGCUGAAGCCCCUGCACAGGUGGCCUUGUCUGUCACAGAGUUUGGACUCAUCGGCAUUGGGGACGUUAACCCCUUCCUGGCUGCUCACCCUGCACACCCGGCCCCUGGGCUGCAUGCGGAGCCUCUGUCACACUGCAACGUGAUGACCUGUUGACUGCUGGCCGCAGGCAGGCGUGAGCAGCCUGGACUGGACUUGGCACUGCUGGGGCAGCCUCCGUCAGUCUUCCUGACCCCCUGGGCCUCGGGGCGACGCCUGCUUUGCCUCAGACACUUCAGGACCGGGUGAGGCGGCAGGCUGUGGCCCUCCCUUCCUCCACACAAACCGGACCCAGGGCCACACGGACCUGCAUCCUCUGUGCCAUGGGGAUCUGCUGGGUAGCCGGGCUCACAGAGGGCCCGGCCCUUGGGACACAGGGCACAGCGCCACUGUGUCCUCUGCAGUCAGCCGGGCGAGGGAAGACGCCCCUACCCAGCAGGGGGUGGGCAGGACACGCCUCCCGCACCAGCAGCCCCCUUUGGGCCUCAGCACUCGGCUGGCGCUGCCAUGCCUGGCAGGGCCGCGGGGCUGCCCAGCCGAGGCUAGUGGGCAGCCGCCUCUCAGUGCCAAAUCCCGCGGGGCCCAGAGCCAUAUACCUCGCCACCUGCCCCGUUAUCUCCACUUCAGGAAAAGCUGCACUUUACGCCUGACUGCCUCCCGCUCUCCAGCCCUGGCCCCCAUCUGACCUUGGAGCACUUGGGCGGUGCUUCUGCAGCCUGGGCGUGGGUCUGAGGAGACAGGUGACUUACGCCCCCGCUGCCCCUUCCCCUCAUUGCGAGGCCGGGGGCUGUGGAGGAGCCGGGCCAUCACCUGCAGCACUGAGGGCCCGGCCCUGUUGGUCUCAUUCCGUUGUCCUCUUCUCUCCCUGUUUUAUUUAUGUUUCGUUUACACAUUGGGUGGGGUCCUCGGGGCAGGCAGCUCGCCGGCCCAGGUCCUGCGAGCGUCAUGCUGCUCGAGCCCCUCUGCAGAGCCGGACUUGACUGUCCCUCGCCCCACUGAGGACCACACUGUGAAGUGGUAGCUGCCUUGAUCCCUGCCCUUGCUGUUUUAUUUAUUAAACUUGGUUUGAAGCCCA